This is a messenger RNA of Cinara cedri, 1367 nucleotides long. Lineage: Eukaryota; Metazoa; Arthropoda; Insecta; Hemiptera; Aphididae. The record is from the annotation of a GenBank genome assembly.
GUGAUGUUAAUCAAACGGUUUUUGUAAAUUUUCAAUUUUGGAAUCCUGAAAAAGAUAAAGUUUUGAUCGUUUUCCGAAUAAUUUCGUUAGUUCAUUAUUUUAUGUAAAUGUUUAAUUGAUUUUUAUUUCGGUAUCUAUUUUCCAUAACGAGAUUCACGUAAGUCAAACAAGAUGAAAACCGGUUCGGAAAAUGCGAAUAGAAAUGUUGGCGUAGACAAAGUUAUGCGAGAUGUAAUGCUUGUAAAAAAAAAAAAAACAAACAAUCAUGCCGUAAUAAUAAUAUUACAUGUUUUUUUCAGAAGGUCGGUAAAAAAGGCGGUCGGAAAUUCUUGCAGACUUUGCAGCCGUCUGGCGACAAAGAAAAUUUAGUCGGCAGACUUUCUGACAGGUAUGAAUUGUUUUGAUUUAUGUAUUAUCUGCGUUACCUACUAUUGUUUAUGUUUGUCUUUCAGUUCUGAUACUAAAACGGCGAAACCACAAACUAAAGUUGAGGAAGUACAAGUAAAUUUGAAAGAACAUAAAUCUUUAGUGGCCAAAGUCAAUCCAUCUCUUUACCAGAAGUUGAUUAUCGAAGAUCUCACUAGUACUGGUACUAAUACCUUUAUUUAUAUUCAUAUAUCUGGCUGAUUGAGAACAAAUUGUUUUUCUUUUCUUCUAAGUGAUUAUAUUUUUUAGCUGGUCCAAGUGAAAAGUAUUGGGAAGUUAUUGCAGAACGACGUAGAAAGGCCCUGGAAGAUGUCCUGGAACAAAAUCGUAAAUUACACAGUAUCAUUGCUGCAUUGGAAGAAGAAAACAAUUCUUGUAAAUUGUUGCUCGAAGAAACUACUGAUUUUGUGAACACAUUAAUGGUAUAUAUUAUAUACAAAAUGAUUCAAAUAUUUAUAUCUAAUUAUGUAAAACAAAUUGAAUUAAAUCUGAACUAUGUGUAUUUUUCAAUAAAUCUAUAGGACUAUGUAUUUAUUAUGAAAUUAAUAUAAAUAUCAUUAUAAUAAUUUAGGAAAUGGUAAAUGAAGAACGAGAAAAUAAUGAUGAUGAAGAUGGUGACAGUGAUAAUCAAGAAAGUAUUGAUGAUGAUAAAGACGACAAAUUGGAUGAAGAUGAAGAUCAUGAAGUUCAUGACGAAUUGGUUGAAGAUGAAGCUCGUGACAAAUUGUCACCAACUACUUAAAACUAUUAGAAAAUUCUCAGACAGUAAAUGCGAACAAUUUUCAUUUACUAUGAAUGUAAUUUUAAUUUAAACUAUACAACUGAUUUAUUAUUAUUUUUUUUUAAUCUACCAGGUUAUAAUUUGUUUUCUUAUUUAUCGAUAAAAAAUAUAAAUUUAAAAAUUAUCCACUUGUAAUAUUAAAAAUGUGUGGAUGGAAACC